Messenger RNA from Paramisgurnus dabryanus, 4359 nucleotides. RefSeq lists its product as uncharacterized. Lineage: Eukaryota; Metazoa; Chordata; Actinopteri; Cypriniformes; Cobitidae. The record is from RefSeq and is a predicted model, not a curated record.
UUAGUUUAGGUUGAGUCUCAACGUGGCGCUAUUGCGAUGUUUAAGGUGGUUGCACUAAUAUUAACGAAUGUAAAGAUAUUUUAAAUGAUGUUAAACCGGAUAUUUUUAUAAUAAUGUUAUCCAGUCUGUGGCCAGUUACCGUUAGUGGUAGUCGAGACACAGACGUACGCUGUACAGCAAUACUGAUUCUAGAACAGUCUGCUUUGUGCUCUCGCUGUACUUUGACGUCAUACGCCGUUCAGUCUGCGCAGCGCUGUAUGCAUGUUAUGUAUAUUCAGUCUAUCCGUCGUACGUGUCCUUGUCGACGUCAAACGAAACCCUCGUCGUAAUCGACCUUUUUCCAAAGUCUGGAAAAAGCAGUUUACAUUAACAACUUCGAGAUAAAAUUCGACUAUCGGACUAUCACGUGGGUUUGUUGUGUGUGUUACUGAAGCGCCAUUUGGAAGGCAUCGUAAGUUCACUGACUACGUAAUAGAUGAGACUGUUACUCGCGAAAAGAAGUCGAAUUUGUUCAUCCAGCUUCGUACUUAAACUCGUAAACUAUCUUUAUGGAUUAUGAAAAUACUUAAUGCAGUGUAAAAACUGCAAAUUCAGCAGUUCGAGUGAAGACGUCCUUCUAAAGCACUAUCGGCUGCAUCACCCAAGCAUUUCCAGCUGGCCUUGUAUUCAUACUGGGUGUGUUUGUGUCUUCAGGACAGCAGGCUUAGAGACCGAGUCCUUGUGACCCUGAGGAUAUACCUGCACCAUUAAACUUGCCUGAUGGCUUUACUACUGCGAGUUGUCAUUUCUACAACUGAUGCCCGGCGACUUCAGCUUUUUGAAGUGCCACAGUCUGUGGAGUCCCUUAUUAGUAUUCUGAAGGAGAAACUGCAGUUACAAGGCCAGUUCGUCUUGCAGUUUCAGGACCCUGAUUUUGGGAAUGCCCUUUGCAGCCUGACUGACAUCUCGGAACUGCCAAGUGACAAAGCAGUCUUGCAUAUUCAGUGGUGCAAUUCAUCAUUGUCCGAACCCAGCCUUUCUGUGUCAUCUCUUGAUACUGCUAGUGUUGAUGACUCUGAUGGAUCCUUUACCAGCUCCACACCCUCUGUACAAAGGUAUUUGCGCACAGCCUCAGAAUGGCCACUGCCAUUCCCCAUCCCACCCCUGUCAUUUGAUGUCGAGCUAAAACUACGACGAGGGAAUGAGACAUAUGCAGAAACACAGACAGGCAUUGAUGUGACCAGAGACAUAAAGAUGGAGAUUCUUGAUAAAAUAGUUCAGGCUGUUUUUGACAUAAAGGCAUAUCCCAACAAUCAAGAAAUUGAGUCCAUUGCAUCUGCACUGAUUUCCAAGUAUCCAUGCCUUAAGGAGCCUGGCAAAGGUAAGGGCUAUGAAGGAUGGUUGAUCAGCCUAAAGAACAAGCUAAACAAUUACCGUUCAAAAUUGAGAGCAGCAGGCUGCAAUGAAGUUAGUGUGAACAAGAAGCGUAAGGAUGUUGAACAUGGACAUGGUUUCACCAUGAAAAAAGCAAAGCGUGGAGAAGUGAAUUUUGUCCCGGAACAUCCAUGCAACCAUACUGACGCUUCACUUGAAGAACAAAGACUUUUAUUGAUCGAUGAAACCAAAAAGGCAAGAAGCAACAUGGUGGUCAUAAGUGAAAAAAUGGAAUUAACUUUUUCCCUGAGGAGAAAAGAAGUGGUAGAAGAUCAACCAAUGGUUGUAGACGUGCAACAGAGGUGGCCUGCACUUUUUCUCCAGGAACAGAUUGCUGAGGAAUUCUUCAGAAUCACGAAUAAAGACCUUCUUGACGUCUUCAGGGCAGCAACAGACAGAUUUACACCUAAGCUCUUGAAAGUAUACAGAGCUCGAAAAGCUGCAUUUGGAGAGGAUAUGGAACAGCUCCUAGAAAGACUUGAUGAAAGGAUGACAGAUAUUGGUAAUCACAGAAGGACUACUGCUUUGAAAGGCCUGCCUUUGUUUCUUCGAGAGGACCCAAACAAGCUGUUCAAGACAUGCAAAGACACCGAAGAUGGGGCAAAAGGAGUGUCUAUUGCCAUUCUGUGUGUUUUGGAAGAUGACACCCAGGCGUCAUCACCCGAGGUGGUAAACAUUGCUGUGGUGUUGGAGCAGGUCGUCGUUUUGAAAGAUCUCCCAGAUAUUUCUACUGCUCUUGCAUACCUUUUUGGCCUUCUGUAUGCAUUAAACAUGUCCUAUCCUCAAGCUCUUAAGUACACUUUUGACACCAUUCAGAAUGUUUUCAUGGAGCUGGGAUCUGGAUGCACCAAACGUGUGCUUUCUCUGAAGAACAAACUGUUGUAAAGAAAAUCAGAACAGUGUUUUGGCAUCCUUUUUGAUGUUCAUUUGUUACAAGACACUUUGAUACAAGGUCUGUUUUUUUUUUUUUUUUUUUUUGCAUCUCUAUUUCUUGUUACAGGUGUCAAACUUUUCCAAAAGCACCAAUUGUGUGCUUUCUCUGAAGAACAAACUGUUGUAAAGAAAACCAGAACAGUGUUUUGGGAUCCUUUGUGGCAUUCAUUUGUUACAAGACCUAAAGUGCGCUUGGAUACAAGAUCUGCAGUUUUGUUUUUUUGCAUCUCUAUUUCUUGUUACAGAUGUCAAACUGUUCCAAAUGCACCAAACGUGUGCUUUCUAUGAAGAACAAACUGUUAUAAAGAAAAUCAGAACAGUGUUUUGGGAUCCUUUUUGAUGUUCAUUUGUUACAAGACCUAAAGUGCGCUUGCCUGGAUACAAGGUCUGCGUUUUUUUUCAUCUCUAUUUCUUGUUACAGAUGUCAAACUGUUCCAAAUGAACCAAACGUGUGCUUUCUCUGAAGAACAAACUGUUGUAAAGAAAAUCAGAACAGUGUUUUGGGAUCCUUUUUGAUGUAUCCAAGCGCACUUUAGGUCUUGUAACAAAUGAACAAGGUAUGUUUUUUGUUUUUUUGCACCUCUAUUUCUUGAUACAGGUGUCAAACUGUUCCAAAUGCACCAAUUGUGUGCUUUCUCUGAAGAACAAACUGUUGUAAAAAAAUCAGAACAGUGUUUUGGGAUCCUUUGUGGCAUUCAUUUGUUACAAGACCUAAAGUGCAACUUGGAUACAAUGUGAUUCUUUUGGUUGGCAUCUUUUUCUUGUCGUCAGAUGUCAGACUGUUCUUAAUGUGUUUUAUAAUUGUAAUUUUGUAUUACAGCAUACCAUACCAGGUUAGUGGUUGCAGUAAGCAUGUCUGUUCUUAUAUAAGGAUGUUUAAAAUUGAAAUUGAUAAAGGGAUAGUUCAUCAAAAAGUGAAAAUUGUCACAUUUUGUCACUCUUAUUUUCUUACAAACCUCUAUAAAUGGCCAAGUUCCGAGGAACAUGAAGAAGAAUGCUUUGAGGAAUGUUUGUAACCAAACGUUCAUGUGCCCCAUUCACUUUUAUAGUAGGAAAAAGAAUACUAAAGAAAUGAAUGAGGUUCAUGAUCUGUUUGGUUACAAACAUUCUUCAAAAUAUCUUAUGUUCAUCAGAACAAAUACAUUUAUACAGGUUUGUAACAUCAUGGGAGUAAGAAAAUGACACAAUUUUCAAUUUUGGGUGAACUAUCCUUUUAAAUAAAACUGUACAAGUGUUUUAAAUGUUGGUUUAAAUGUGGUAAUUUGAAAGGUUUUAGAUUACGGAACAUGUCAAGAUAUUAAAAACAUUUUAUUGUUGGAUACAAAGAAAAAUCCUAAAUUGAUACAGUACCAACAAGUUUUAUGCUGUUUUUGUGUACAGUUGAGUGAUUUUAUGAGAAAUUGUAUUGCACUGAUUUUUGUUGCUGUUAAAAAUGGUCUGUAUGCUUAUUGUAUGCAAAGUUUAAGUUCCUACUGAAGAUCUUUGUGCAGCUGCUGUGUCACAACUUUAAAGAAAAGUUAAAUAUUGUGAACAGAGUUUGGGCUUUUGUAGCAUCUUAUUUCUAAUUGAAAUAAAUGAUGAUGAUAAGUAAAUGGUUUAUGUCUUUAUUUUGCCAAUUGAAAACUUUUCAUCCACAAAACAUAAAAAAGCUAAUUAACUGAACAACAGCAAUUGUGGUGACACAAAUAUCAUUAUUAGGAAAAUUAAAAAAUCUGAAUUGCGUAAACAAGCAAGUGUUAGUUGGCUAACAUGCAUAAUAAUUUGGCUAAUUGAAAAUUCUUCAUCCACAGAACAUAAAAAAGCAAAUUAACUGAACAAUAGCAAUUGGUGUAAAACAAAUAUCUUAAUUAGGAAAAUUUGAAAAUCAGAAUUGCAAAAACAAGCAAGUGUAAGUUGGCUGAACAUCGUAUUAUUACUAUGUGUAAUUAUUAAAAAUACAUUGAGACAAUACAAAAGUCUUAAUGCAUCAGGUUGACUGACUUUUUUACGUUUUCGCAGCAAUUUUUUUUUUAC